AAUAGCGAAAAAAAGACGAGGGAAUAAAGUUAUUCGACCGAUUUCGGUAGCCAUAGCGAAUUGCACUUUUCUCUCGCUCGAAAGUAGACAUUUGUCGGUGUCAGUGUGUGUGACAGUCACCUUUGUGUCAACCUGGCUGACGACAGCAGUGAGAAGCCAUUUAUGUGAGCAAAAGGGGCCGAACCAGCUAUAGAGCAUUUCGAUCUUUCUCUCUCUCUUUCUUCAUCAAUGAAUGGAAGUCAGCGUAGCCGGACAGGUAGAGUGCUGAGAUGCUGUCUUGCUCUUUUCGAAUGGGAGAAGCAAGAGGUGUGAGUGAGAUGGACGGCGCGGAACAAAGCAAUUAUCGUUCGGCUCUGCCCCUCUCCAAUGCGCGGCUUCUCGUGGAGUGAAUGAACGGUGUGUGGCUGAAUGAGUGCGAAAGAGACGACACGAGCUGUACGACACGGUCCGUAACCAUGGUACACGCACACCAGUGAGGCAACUCAUACAUGUCGGUCUGUUUUUACUGCUGCUCGUGGGUUGCUGCGCUUCGUUAAAUCAGUGUCGUCGCAGCAAGAAGUGAGGAAAAAUCAUCAUCAUCGUCGGUCUCGGUGCUAAUCGGUUCCCGGACUGUUUUUGUAUAUUUUUGGACGUCCAAGUGUGUUGAUAUGUUAUUUUAUCGUUGGAAACCGUCGCUGCAAUAGCAAAAUUUGCUCGCUCUCGAUCCCUUGAGCCGUCGCUGCCGCUUUUUUCGGUGCGAGGGUGUUCGUGUGAAUACGUACGUGUGUGUGUGGAGGUGGCUGUUUGUGCCCAAUUUCGGGGGUCCAGAACGGCAGCAGACCUAGCGCUCAGCAGCCAGUCAGUGUCAGAGCCGCACCGGUGGUGGAUGUGUGUUUUUUGUUGUUUAUCAUAAUAAAGUAAAAUUUUGAUUGAAAACAAUGUCGGUGUGAUAUUUACCUUCGACCGUCUCGCCUUUUUCGUAAAAAGCUCCGGGAUUUUAUUAUUAUUGAAAGCAAGACGAUUAGUGACAACACACAGUGCGAGUGAAAGUGAGAGAGGAUCCCCCAACAGAGUGUGGCAAAGAGUUGACGGGGAAAAAUAUUUGCACAAAUUUGUUGAACAAGAUAAUAUUGUUGGGAAUAACAAGUUGAACUGUUUAAACUGAAAACAACCCGCCCGAGUGGACAAGUCGACGACAUCAGCACGCGACCUUUUCGGCGGCGCAACCAUGCAUACCUUAUUUACGGAUCAGAAUACAUUCUCCCGGCAUUACGGCCAUGCCCAGCCGGGAUACCCGACGAAUACCGCCACGAUGGCUCCGGCUCAUCAUUAUCCAUACGAGCAAUACUCGCGGUAUACGUAUGCCGGAUCAGCGUACGCCUUGACGUCGCCUCAUCAAAACAAGGAGAUGGUCAAGCCUCCGUACUCGUACAUCGCUCUCAUCGCAAUGGCUAUCCAGAAUUCGUCUGAUAAGAAAGUGACGCUGAACGGUAUCUACCAGUACAUCAUGGAACGGUUCCCGUACUAUCGGGACAAUAAGCAGGGUUGGCAAAACUCCAUCCGGCACAAUCUUAGUCUGAACGAGUGCUUCGUGAAGGUGGCACGCGAUGAUAAGAAGCCUGGUAAGGGAAGCUACUGGACGCUUGAUCCUGACUCGUACAACAUGUUCGACAAUGGGUCGUUCCUGCGUCGUCGACGACGGUUCAAGAAGAAGGAUGCUCUGAAAGAGAAGGAAGAGAUGAUCAAACGCCAGAACAUGAUGCUGGAGGACAAAAUGGGUGAUAUCAAACCAAUCAAGAUAAUGGGUACCCACGGGCAUCAUCAUCAUUUGGACGGAAAGCAGCUCAGCCAUCAGUUCAAGCGUGAACCCGGCCUGGAUCUCGCCACGCAGUGCAUGGUAAAGGAUACGCUCGCACCAACCAUUCUCAACUCUUGCCACGAUUCGCUUGCCAGCCAGAUGAACCAUCUGUCCGCCACGGAUCACGGUUUCACGGUGGAUUCCUUGAUGAACGUCUACAAUCCACGUCUCCAUCAUACCUCCUACCCCUACCACUUCAACGAGGACAACCUGGUGACCACAUCGAGUCAGCUUCGUCACCACCACAGCUCGGCCCAUCAUCCACCACCACAUGGUGGCUGGUACACGCCGGAAACUCCACCAGAAUCCAUCGGAAACACGUCCGGAGGCAGUGCAUCGACGCCAACCAUCCCAACAUCAACGCCCACCUCAGUUGGAUUCCGCGAUAUGGUGUUCGAUCACAGCCAGGUCAACUGCCAAAUGGAUACGGGUAGUCCCAGUAACAGUCUCACCUCUGCCAGCCCACCGGUAAUUCCGGGAUCUACGAGUAACUCCGCAGCAGCAGCAGCCGCGGCAGCCGCCGCUGCCGGACACCUGUCCGCCGGGAACCUCAGCCACAUAGGACACUAUCGGUCACACGUCGGCUACUACCAGGACUGCGGCAUCAAGUACGGCGUGUAAAGGUACCCGCGCGAUAUUAGGCUAUAAGCGAUGUUCAGAUCUCGCACUCAGCGCUAGGAGCUCUCACGGAUUGAAGAAGACUUGAGAUUUUUCGUCGAAAUUUCUUGUUAGACCAGGUGCUCUCCAGCUCGAGGGGCCACUUCGCCGUGCGUGGCUGGCCUUGGCAAAUAUUUCCGUGGGAGCUUUGGCCAAAGUUGGUAGGGUUCCGAGUGGAUUAGCUAGUUUAUUUAUUUGAAUCGCUGUACGAUCAGACGGAACGUUGGAAUUCAAUUCAUGAUCGAAGUAGAGAGUAAACAACGAAUGGUGGGAACGCGCUAGAAAACUGUACAGGUGUGAGGUUUGAAUCAAUGGACUGACGCGAGCUUAAUUUAUUUCCAUUUUACGUUUUUAAGUGAUAAGCGGCAUCUAAAUCGAACAUCUCAUUCCCUGAAUCCAUACACACAAACAUAUGCCACCUCUAGCUAUUAACUGCAUAUAGUAGAAUCUGCAUAAAUAAAACAGUUUUAAAAUAUGUUAUAACUGUUCAAUAGACACACUUUCCAUUGGAAUCUGUAAAUGUCUGCACGGUUUUAAAAGUAUGUCCGAUGCAAAGUGUACGUGUUCUCGUAGCAAUUUUUCAAAAACACGCAAUUUGUACAUAGUAGUGAAUAGCUCAGUAGUAGAAAGAAUAUCGACGACUUGCAAUCGAACAAGCUUAUCUUUAUGUAAAAAAAGAAUACUCAAACUUGAAGCAUCAUAACGAAGGAAUGAACAAACAAUUUAGCGAUUAGUUGAACGUGCAAAAGGUUUUUUUUCUGUUUGAAACAAACAAAACAAUCCAAUUGACCGAUUGUACAUUAGCAAAAAAAGAAGGUAAAGUCAAGAGGCAAAAAAUCAAGUGAUGAAUCUGUGAAAUUGUGCACGUCAACAGCGGCAGAAACCGCAUCCGGAACAUACAUAUAAGAUACUUUUGGUGGCGCAAAAAAAACCAAACCGAAGCGAAUCUUUUGUGCGGGCCUAAUUUCCAUUUCUUUGUUUACAAGCUUCGGCUCCCUCUUUGGGACCGGUCGGGAACGGAACAGAUGCAACUGGCGGGAAGCGCGCCGCCGCACUCCAAACUUCUUUUGUAUAUAUUCAGCACGUGAAAUUUUAAAAGUUUGAACGUCAGGAAAGCUACUCUGUAUAGGAAAAUCGACGGAAGCUGCUGUGUGAAUUAUGAAUUUUCUCGUUCGCAACUCUCUGUGUAAAUUGUAAGCUUUUUCACUCAACUGGACUCGAGAAGGAUCGCUAUGCGCUAUUCUUUGAGGAUUCGUAUCUGUGUAACGUGCACCGCAAAACAGUUUAACAUAAUGCCUAGUAUUUAAUAAUAGAUUCAAAUUCAUUAUGGUAUAAAAAGCGAUGGAAAAGAAAAUAUUAUUAUAUCGAACAAAAUUUAA
Culex pipiens pallens (northern house mosquito) is the source of this 3873-nucleotide messenger RNA. RefSeq names its product fork head domain-containing protein crocodile (gene croc). Gene Ontology annotation, molecular function: DNA-binding transcription factor activity, RNA polymerase II-specific; RNA polymerase II cis-regulatory region sequence-specific DNA binding. Bases 1208 to 2458 code for a protein of 416 amino acids. The record is from RefSeq and is a predicted model, not a curated record. Gene Ontology annotation, biological process: cell differentiation; regulation of transcription by RNA polymerase II; anatomical structure morphogenesis. The transcript has a single exon. NCBI's taxonomy places the organism in Eukaryota, Metazoa, Arthropoda, Insecta, Diptera, Culicidae.